CAUUCAAAUGGACUUUUCAGGUAGUUGAGUAAACUCAUUAAGUCAGCAGCUUCACUCUUUAGUGAUGAAAUAUUAAUGGUGGGACUUUAUUAAAAUACUUGAUACAUGACUUGUUUAAUUUCUAUAUGUGAUACAACACAUGAACAAUAUUUUUUACUUCAAAUAAUAUUGCGGUUGAUGACUGAAUCACUAAAUAGACUUACAGUGGCUUUAAAAAGUAUUCAUUACCCGUGGAAAAAAAAAAAAAACAAGGGCAGAGAAGACUAUCAUUGCACUUCAAACAUUUAAUGAGACAUAAUUGGAAUGUGGUGUACAAUAAAAAUAAUGUUAACAUAGCUUAUGGACGUUUUCCGAGGAAUUUUCUCAGUCCUGUAUAAUACAAACUGUCCAUAAAGGCAAUACACAUACAUAUACACAUACAUAUACACAUACAUAUACAUAUACAUAGACAUAUACACAUACAUAUACAUAGACAUAGACAUAUACAUAGACAUAUACAUAUGCAUAUACAUACACAUAAACAUAUACAUAUACCAACUGCACAAGGUUUGCAACGGGAUUACAAAACACGUGUAAAAAGAAAAAAGACUCUUUAGAGAAUGUGUAAAACAAAGAACUAGAGAGGCUAAAAUUAAAUAUAAAAGUUGACCAGUGUUAUGUGGGACUAUUAUACCAAACUAUUACAUGAUAGCAAGAACAAAGUUAAAGGAAUACUAAACCUCAUCAUUAGAAAUGUUUACCCUAAAUAUUUUAUGGCUAGCCAAGUUAAAAGGGACAAUAUGGAUGAUGUAGCUGAUAGUUUAAUGUUCUCGUAAGACGUGUAAAACCGCCAACUCAACACCAAGCCAAACUGGAGUCAAUGAAGAGAACGUCGUUGUAAGCUUGACCUUUUACUUUUGACAAUUCUUCAUAGACAAUAUGGUGAAAAACUGAAAAGAACAAAGAGACACAAACACAAUAUUGCCUCCGUACAUAUUUGUCUAAGAUGAUAUCUAAAUUGUAACGGUAAUGUCCAAAAAUGUCCAGCAGAGGGAGACUCUCGUCUGCCUGAAUGACUUGAACACAUUGUAUCCAAUUCGACGAUUAGAUUUAACAUAUCGGCACUAUUACACUUUUUUGUUGUUAACUUAUUAAAGACAACUUACGGCAUUGCUUCUUCGCCGCUUUGUGUAGGAUGGCAACAGAAAUGACUACAGAAGACCGCAACAUGUAUGACUUGCUUUCCAACGAAUACCGGAAGUAUCGACAGGAAGUAAUUUAGCGGAAGUGACAUCUAACUGCUGUUUAGCGAUUACAGCGUACAAUAAAUAUAAAUAACUUUAGCUCCAAAUUAAAGCAUUGCAGUCUAUAAUACAAAAAUAUUAUCACGUAAUUAUGUAAAGAAUAUUAACACUUGACUUCAGGACAACACAGUUAAGUUUAACACUUUUUUUGUAAAUGCUGGGCCACAUUUGUCAAUUCAAAUGCUUGAUCAAUCAACAUCCCAGGACUGGAAUGGCAUCCCAAGCUAAUGUUCCUUCGCAGGUACUGAAAAGACAACGAUAGAUAUUGUAAGUUAUUGAUGUUGUAAAGAAAGGUAGAUGUAGAAUAUCUACAGACUGUAACGGACUCCACAUGACAACUGUGGAAAAGGUCAUGGAGGGGAUUUCAAAACCAUCAACAUUCAUCAGUCAGCCAUCAUUCCAUUCAGAGAAAAGGAAAAUAGCUAAAGUUGUCCCGCUUUCUUAAACUGGGAACAGAAAGCACUUAUUCAAUUAUGAAAUACAUUGAGAGAAGUUAUUUACUGAUUGAUCAGAGACAUUUAUUGGCAGACAUACAUUGUUCUUAUUUCUAUGUAUUCAUGUGUUCAUAAAGAAAGGGUAGAAACAAACACAACCCAAGAACAUGAGGUCAUAACACCGGGCAAACACAACAACCAAACCGACCAGUUUGGCCCACUUCCUGACUUCCUGAGGUGCAAAGUUGAAAAUGUUGUAGUGAAGGAAGUGAAGUGGGACCCCUUUUUCAGUCUUAAAUAUUUUUUGUGGCAAAUUGCCUUUAUUUGCAAUUUUUCCUAAAAUAGUGUCCGAUUUGAUCAACUGCUUUUUGAGCCUCCGAAACAUUAGAGUGCCUUGUAUGAUGACGCCGUCGGUACUUUUUUCCGUAACGUGGACUCCAGUGAUGGAACACAUCUGGCUGCUGGUGGAAGAAUACAACUGCUGAAGGCGAGGGCAGUGCUGGUGGACAUGGAGGAAGGUGUGGUCAGUGAGAUCCUUCAGGGCCCUUUGAGAGAUGUGUUCCACAGCACUCAGCUGCUCACAGAUGUGUCAGGUGCAGGCAACAACUGGGCCGUUGGACACAUGACGUAUGGGUCAACCUACAGAGAAAAGAUAGUGGACAAGCUGAGAAAAGCAGCAGAACAAUGUGACUGUCUGCAGUCCUUUUUCCUUCUGAACUCUAUGGGAGGAGGUACAGGUUCCGGGCUAGGGACUAAAGUGCUCUCCCUUCUCAAGGACGAAUUCCCUGAAGUGUGUCGAAUUGUCACCCCCGUCUACCCGUCCUUAGAGGACGAUGUCAUCAUAUCUCCCUACAACAGCAUCCUGGCUAUGAGAGAGCUCACAGAGAAUGCGGACUAUGUCCUGCCUGUUGGAAAUCAGGCACUGAUUGAGAUGUUGAACAAGAUCUCACAUACGUGCCAUGGCCAAAAGUCCAGGUCCAUCCCAAAGGGCGACGUCCUAGUCCCGAGAAAGGGUGGGCUGACAGGGUCCGAGAGGCCUUUUGAUGCCAUGAAUGACAUUGUGGCGAAAAUGUUGCUCGACCUUACCAGUUCGGCACGUUUUGGGGGUAGUCUGAACAUGGAUCUGAAUGAAAUCCCAAUGAACUUGGUUCCGUUCCCUGGACUACACUACCUGGUGCCAAGCCUUAGUCCACUCUGCUCGGAUGUCAGUGGUUCUGCUAGAAGCCUGGACCAGAUGUUCACAGAUGUGUUCAGUAAAGGCCAUCAGUUAAUGAAAGUAGACUUGAAGCACAGUCGCCACCUUGCCUGCGCCCUCAUGCUGCGAGGUCAUGUCCACGUGUCUCACCUGCGCAGGAACAUUGACAGGAUGAAGCCUUUAUUACCCUUUGUGUCCUGGAAGCAAGAAGGCUGGAAGACCAGUCUUUGUUCUGUUCCACCUGUAGGUCUCAACCAAUCCCUGCUGGCUUUGUCCAACACCUGCGCUAUCAAGUCCACAUUUGUAGAGCUGAGAGAACGCUUCACCAAGCUCUACAAGAGGAAGGCACACCUGCAUCAUUACCUGCAAGUAGAGGGCAUGGAGCCCAGCUUCUUCUCAGAGGCCCUCACGUCCCUCAACUCUCUGAUAGAUGAGUACCAACAUCUGGACUCAGCAACAUCCACACCUGACCCUCCCAGACUUACCAUCGCUCAAUAAAAUAAAGCAAACCAUUCAAGACAACCAAGCCUUCACUCACACUUGGCAACAGUUGGAAUGUACCUCUGUUGAAAUCCACUAUUUGUCAUGACAAAUAUAUCAUUUGACAUUUGGAAGCUUUUCAAAGGAGGCUUUUUAAUCAUAUUCAUCUCAUUAUGUAAAGCGCCAUAUUUUCCAGACUAUUUUUCCGUAUAAGCUGCAAGUUUGGAAGAAAAAAUAUUACAAUCAAUGUUUAUUUAUAUAGCCCUAAAUCACAAGUGUCUCAAAGGGCUGCACAAACCACAACGACAUCCUCGGUAGAGCCCACAUAAGGGCAAGGAAAAACUCACCCCAGUGGGACGUCUAUGAGAAACCUUGGAGAGGACCCCGAUCUAUAAGAUGCAGAUAUAUACGUUGUGAAAUAAGUUAUUUACACAGGAAUAUUUUGUAAAUGUUUACAUUAAUUGUUUUCAAAUGAAGCAGUGUAGUAUCCGUUAGUCUACAAAAUAACAUGCUCCCCAACCCCCCAAUUUGGUGCAAGAUUACUGUGUUUUCCAGACCACAAACCGCACCCGUUUAUAAGCCGCACCCACAAAAUGUUACAAGAAAUAAAUGUUUUUCCAAAUAUUAGCUGCACUGAUCUAUAAGACACAGAUAUAUACGUUGUGAAAUUAGUUAUUUACACAGCAAUAUUCUGUAAAUAUUUACAUUAAUUGUUUCCAAAUGAAGCAAUGUAGUAUCUGUUAGUCUACAAAAUAACAUGCCCCCUCCCCCCAUUUCGUGAAAGACUACUGUAAUUUCCAGACUACAAAGACAACCAGUUUAUAAGCUGCGCCCACAAAAUUUCACAAGAAAUUCAUGUUUUUCCAUAUAUCAGCCGCACUGAUCUAUGAGACGCAGAUAUAUACGUUGUGAAUUGAGUUAUUUACAUCAGUGGUCCCCAACCACCGGGUACCAGGCCGGGGUUCGAUUGGUACCGGGCCACAGAAGAAUUUUUUUAUUAAUUUUUUAUUUUUUUAUUGAAUCAACCCCCUCUUGCCGGGCCACGGGACAAAUUAUCAAGCGUUGACCGGUCCGCAGCUACAAGAAGGUUGGGGACCACUGAUUUGCAUUGUGUCUGUAACUCGGCAGUAAAACGGCUGAUCAAACAAAACAGAAGUCAUGGUCAUGGACCCACUAGUUGCGCAAGCUAGCUCUCCAAUCAGCUAAACAGGCUCAAUAACUCCAUGCUGAUGUUUUGGUGAAUUUGUGAGAAUGAAACUAUACCAUUGUUAUUUAAUUAUGCUAACACAGACACCUGUAAACGUGUUAGCUAUUGCUAACGACGCUAGCUUGAUUACAUCACGAUAGCAGGUAGAAAUAUGCAUGAAAACACUCCUCCAGACAUCACACAUGUAAGAAUAGUUGUAGUUAUAUUGUAAAAGCAGGAAACAUUGCUUGGAGUGAUGACUGAAGAAUCUGUAUCCAUUUUCCUCUCAGCUCAUAUUAGUUGAGAAGAACUGUUGUAUAUUCUUGCUUAGCAGGUUAUAGUUUACUUUGUACAUCAUUUUACAUGUUUGCAAAUUCACCAAGUCAUCAAAUUUCAAUAACUGUGAUUCAAUAAAGUUUGUAUGUUCUUUAUAUCCGACAUGAUGUAUUAUUAUGUGAUAUUUUUAUAGAUUAUCCCCAUAUUUUUGCACAAUGGGUCAGAUAUGUAAGACUAGUGAGCAGGAGACAAUAUCAAGUCAUUUUUGUUGUAGAACAUGUUUUGUUUUAUUCAUUAUUGACGUGUUUCUUCCUACUUUUAUGUUGUAUAUUUUUACAUGAGAUUUCAUUUGAUGAUCUAUUAUUACAACCAAAUGUGUUUUAUUUACCUUUCAAUUUCUACUCCCUCUAUUUAUCUUUGACUUUCUCCUCUACUGUUGCCAAACAGCAUUAUUUGAGUUUUAAUGAGAUUCAAAGAGUCUGUUUUUGUCAAAGCAUCUUUUUAAUUUGUUAUUAUUUGUAUUAUCUUCUGUGUGUUGUCUCCUGAACAAAACAUCUGCAAAUAAAACUAACUUGAAGUCCUUUGUAA
Molecule: messenger RNA, 5442 nt
Organism: Nerophis ophidion (straightnose pipefish)
Lineage: Eukaryota; Metazoa; Chordata; Actinopteri; Syngnathiformes; Syngnathidae
Product: tubulin epsilon chain-like
Exons: 11
Coding region: 2226-3410 (394 amino acids)
Biological process (GO): microtubule cytoskeleton organization; mitotic cell cycle
Cellular component (GO): cytoplasm; microtubule
Molecular function (GO): GTP binding; structural constituent of cytoskeleton
Source: RefSeq, a predicted model, not a curated record